UCUGUGUUCAUUUCAGACUCACUCAGAAUCAGAUCAUCACAAAUAUCCUCCUGGAGCUAAUACCUGAGGGAAACCUGAAUUUCGGACAGGUAAUCCGGACAGCAGCUCUUCAACCUGCUAGACGUGAGAAACAGAAAUGUCCAGUCCACUAGAGCGGGUUGUAGCCCAGAAGAAGGCGGCCAUUGAAGCAGUAAUGGAGAUGUUUGAGAGAGGAGCCGAGGUGCUGGCCAGCGCUGUUGGGGAGCUGUGUCCUCUUUUUGAAGCUUCUGCUCCAGUUUUGAGGCUGGUCUUGGACAACGUGGAAAGCAAGGAGGUCACGUAUGUCAAAGAUCAGUUUCUAGUUGUGAGGAGCAAAUUGGAUGUCCUCUCAUCUGAAAUAGAGGACAUCAACUGCGAGAUUAAAAAGGGACGGUUGGAUUCUCAGUUCUUCACUGUGGAGGAAAAUAUAUGCAGCCAGUUUAGAAAAUACAUAGACAUUCUGGAGGCUAAACCUGAGUAUAAAGAGGUCAGAAAACGCUUGUUCUUGCAGCAUUUCCCCAAAACAAGAGGAGAGAAGAAUCUCUACAUGCUUUAUGAUGCUGUGAUGGGGAACAGCACAUUUGGGGAGCCAAUCCUGGAUGUUGUGGAACAAUACGAGGCCAGAAACAGAAGGGUCCUGGAAGACUUCUGCGUCAGGCUGAAGGAGCUGCUCUGUUUGGGAAUCAUCACUUUGCUGGGAUAUUGUUUCCUUACUCAGGGUGAGGAAUCAGAGCAGGAGAAGAUUCAAGAGUGGAGCACGAAGAUCCAAGAAAUUGAGACCAAAAUGAAGGAAACAAUAGAGAAAUGUGUGGAUUCGUUUCCAGAGCAAGCUGAACUGGACAUCAAGAGGCUUGUGAAGGAGAAAGAAGAUGGGAACCUUCAGGAAACGGCCCAGGAACUGCUGGACUUCCUGGUGAAGAAGUACGACUGGGUGAGCUGGUCCAUCAGAGUCAUUAGUAACUUGGGCAAAAUUAGCAACUUGAGAGCUGGACAAAACUUUCAGUGUGUGGCCGGACAGAAUUAUUUUGAAGUAUCUCAAGGAAAUGACACCAACCUGGUGAUCUCGUUCAGCAGCAACCCUCAGCCUGUGCCCAACGAGAGCGUAAAACAGACGAUAGAAGGUCCUGCGAGGAAGAGAGACGCCAAAGCUGCUGUGGAGCUUCUGGAGAAGCAGUUAGCUGGGUUUCUGGUUCAUGCCAUCAGUAGACACAAGGACAGCUUUACUCUGUCGAGUUUUCCUGAGGAAUGUCACUACUGGGAGAAACAUAAGUACAUGAAUGUGUGUGUGCAUUCAGAGUAGAUUUAAAUGGUUAAACAGGAUCGUUAUUACACUUAAUAUAUAAAUCUACUAUAACU
Messenger RNA from Carassius carassius (crucian carp), 1374 nucleotides. Its product is annotated as protein rapunzel-like. NCBI's taxonomy places the organism in Eukaryota, Metazoa, Chordata, Actinopteri, Cypriniformes, Cyprinidae. The transcript has 2 exons. Bases 137 to 1318 code for a protein of 393 amino acids. The record is from RefSeq and is a predicted model, not a curated record.